Puccinia graminis f. sp. tritici CRL 75-36-700-3 is the source of this 2040-nucleotide messenger RNA. RefSeq lists its product as uncharacterized. Bases 1 to 2040 code for a protein of 679 amino acids. Gene Ontology annotation, molecular function: ATPase activator activity; double-stranded DNA binding. Gene Ontology annotation, cellular component: transcription factor TFIIH holo complex; transcription factor TFIIH core complex. The transcript is spliced from 11 exons. The record is from RefSeq and is a predicted model, not a curated record. Gene Ontology annotation, biological process: nucleotide-excision repair. Lineage: Eukaryota; Fungi; Basidiomycota; Pucciniomycetes; Pucciniales; Pucciniaceae.
AUGGUUGGCUCCCGAUUACCCACUAAACCGAGCCAUAAUAUCCUCAGCUUGUUGGGUCAAAGUGGCUUGAUGACCUCCUCAGAUCCAAGGUCGCUCCAGAGUUUGAAGAUCACUUCGAAAGGGUUUGGGUUUCUGCUAGAAGACGUGAACACUCAGUUGUGGGAUAUCUUACUCCAAUAUCUCAAGAUGACCGAGGCUAAUGGACUCGAUGUGGUUGACGUCUUGGCUUGCUUGUUUAUGCUGGGAAGUUUGGAAUUAGGUCAAGAAUAUUCUUUUUCUAAUUGGACUCCAACUCAAACACAAGUCCUACAAGACUUAGUAGAUUACGGUUUAGUACUUGUUUCGGCUCCAGAUCGGUUCUACCCUACUCGAUUAGCGACCACUCUUACCUCUACAGCCCCUCCUUUGGUCUCCGCCGAAAGGGCACAAGAAGAACACGGGUUCUUGGUCCUCGAGACUAAUUAUCGGAUCUAUGCAUACACCAGCAAUCCAUUACAGAUCGCCGUGUUGAACUUAUUUCUUUCGUUAAGGUAUCGGUUUCCGAACUUGGUGGUAGGAGCGGUGACGAGAGAAUCGAUCAAGUCGGCGCUGUCGAACGGGAUCACGGCCGACCAAGUGAUCAUGUAUCUGCACACUCAUGCUCAUCCUCAGAUGAGGAAACUCGAGCCACUCUUGCCACCGACGGUCGUCGAUCAAAUCCGACUAUGGGAGCUUGAAAAAAAUCGGAUCCGUGCUCAAGAAGGUUAUUUAUAUGAGGAUUUUAAAUCGGCAGCUGAGUAUGAUUCAGUCAUCCAAUACUCCAGGAAGCUGGGCAUCGUCUUAUGGGAACAUGCUGGCCUGAGGAAGUUGUUUGUCGGAUACGAUGGCCAUCUUACUCUGCGAGAGUUUUUUCGACGUGGAGGAGCAUCGAAUGGGAAUAUAGAGCAAUCUCGAGUGAACCUGGGUGACCGGAGCUCGGAUCUCGGAUCGGCUUGGGCCGCACCCGACCGACUGAGCUGCAAGCUCUUACAUAACACGCGCCGAUGGUCUACAACCCUCGGAGGCUCGGAUGCCUGGCGGCCGCCUAACUUUUCGAGUAUGGACCAACAUCAAUCAAAUCAUCCCAUGAGGAGUCUUCUGGAUAAGACAUACGCAACUUCAACAUCGACUCAAAACAUCGCCAUCCUCUCGCCUUUCGUCCAGCUUUCAUUCGUCUUCCAUCUUGCCAUAGCCCAGCUUCAAAGACAUAUCCAGGAGACUCCUGACUGUGUCGUGACAGUGAUCGGAUCUUCCUCCCAAGCUGCUUUCCAGAAUACGUUGGCCGAUGAACAUGAUGCGGUCUUGUUCACUGACUCGUCCUCCGACUGUCUGACCAAGACCCUUCUCGAACGCAUCGAAUUCCGGUCUGUCUCUUCUCGUCGUCCUCCUCAACUUCUGACUCUCUUAUGUGAGCUGGGUCACUCACCCGUCGAGAGACCGACUCUUAAUGAUGAUGAAGAGGAUCGUGGAAUGAGGAGUCCACGGAUUGGGCUAAUAAUAACCGACCUGACAAGCUACUUGAUCUCUUUGCCGACGCCAACACUCUCCGAUCUUACGCGCUUGCUAGGCUUCCUCAGUUGUACCCAAACACGACUACCAUCAAUCCAUCAUCAUCAUCAUCAUCCACUCCAGAAUCCGCCGCCAAUUUAUCUGGUCGAUCGUGUCGAUCACAACCAGAAAUGGCCCUUGUCGACUCCGACCGCCGAUCCUGAAGAUCUCAGGAACAUACUCGAGAUCUUCCGUCAUUUCUUUGCUCAGAUUUGGACGAUUGAUGGGCUUCAUGAAACUGAUUCCAACACGGGUGACGAUAGUCCUACUACUACUCCUACGGCUGUUGGUACCUCUAGCAGUCCCAAGCCCGGGCGAUACCGGCUGUAUUCUUUACGCUCAGCGGCGGAUUCUUCCGCCGAUGAUGACGAUCAGAUCACUUAUCAGGUGCUCGAACAGGAAGCACUCGACCCCGAAUAUUCCGCGCAUCCUGAAAGGUUACUUCGGAAGACUGUCGUUGUUCCAGGCUGCUAG